Molecule: messenger RNA, 3937 nt
Organism: Salvelinus sp. IW2-2015
Lineage: Eukaryota; Metazoa; Chordata; Actinopteri; Salmoniformes; Salmonidae
Biological process (GO): lipid transport; lipoprotein metabolic process
Cellular component (GO): extracellular region; membrane
Molecular function (GO): lipid binding
Source: RefSeq, a predicted model, not a curated record
GUAUAUAUUUGUUUUAUACAUCUUUCUGGGUAUUGGUCAUUGAUCUUCUGGGAACAGAUCUGUGUAAUAGGUGAUUAGUAAAGUCGUUUUACUGUACUUAUCUUCAAUAGAGACCCUGUAAAGUACUUUGAGACAGAAAGCCUUUAGCCUUCCUAAACUGCAUCUUCUUAUUUCUCAGAGGAAAUGAGAGAGUUAUUGGGUCAAUACAUCUCAGACACCCUCAGCUAUGUCCACACAGUAGAGGGAUUCUGUGACAGGCAUCCAAGGUGGAUCCUGCAGAGAAAGGAGGAACAAUCCAAGAUGAAGAACAUCAAGGACAUGGCAGAAGGAAUCGACCCCAACUUUGAUAAAGUCAUUAACUCUGAGGAUAAGGCAAAGGCAUUUCAAGAGUUCACAAAGAAGUAUCUGACCCAGGUAACUGCAGACAAUAGACAUAAGGAGCUGGAGAAGGAGCUGGAAGCUGUACUGAAGGACACUCUCAAAGGGCUGGAGGAGCUGGACUGCUUCAUGGAUGCUGUGGAGAGGCUGGUGGUCACUUCUGUGUUUGUAUUUGCUGAUGAAAACCGGUUGUGUCCUCUGCCUCAGGGGAGGGAACCAUCAAGUGUCCGAGCUGUCAUCACCUCUGCUAGAAUGGCCUGUCCUCUCCUCAUCCACUUUAAGAGGGACGCUUCAGCCUUCUUUUCCCCAUGCCUCCUCAAUGUGGAGGUGCUGUACGUGUACUUGGAAAAUUACAUACACAUCUCUGAGCAGCUGUGUGAGAGAAUGAGAUUGGGAAAUGUAGAGAAUGACAACUUGAUGAUUGACACCAGCACUGAAGUGAAUGAAAAGUCCAUGCAGACCAUGUUUAACCAUUUGCACCAUUUGAGUGAUAUCAGGAUGAACCAGCACCUCAGACUGACGUUCCUGUUCCAGGAGUCUGCCCUGAGCUUCAUUGAUCUGUUCAGUCAGCGCCACUCCAGAAUGCUGGACUUUCUAAAAGAGCUGGAAAGGAGAGCUGUCAAACUAGAAGAGAUGAAAUUCGGGUCUGACAUCUCCAGUGUGGCAGGCAGUGCAGUGGGGGCGACAGGAGGGGCUCUGACCAUAGCAGGCCUGUGUCUUGCCCCUGUGACUGUUGGGCUGUCACUAUGGCUCACCAUCGCAGGGCUUGGACUGGGUGUGACCAGUGGGGUCAACGGUGUAACCACCGGUGUCACAGAGAUAAUCUUUAACAGAUACCACAGCAAGGAAGUCAAUACAGUCUUUCAACAUUUCAUAGAGGACAUGCAAAUACUCCGGGGGAGUCUGGAGAAGGUGGCCAGCAGAAUUCUUCCUGUUGUGGGAUUUAACAUGGUAACACUAGGGGUUGGGGUGAUUAUGGGCAAAGGUGCUGUGAGUUUAGGAAUGAAGAUCAAUGGCAUAGUAAAAAAUAACUCUGCAAUAGAGGCCUUAAAGGGGAACGGCAUGGUCAUGGGUGCAGGCAAGGUGGGACUCGGGGGGGGCAACAAACUUGCUGCAGAUUUACCUGACAUUGGGAUGUUGGCCCAAGGCACUCCACUCGCCCUAUCUAAGACAUUAAGGCGAUGUAAUGUGGCCUUAAAUGCCCUAUUCAUUGGCCUGGACAUCAUCACUAUCUGUAAAGACAGUGUCAGCCUCGCCAAAGGCAGCAAGAGUGAGGACUCCCAGCUCAUCCGAGCCAGAGUGGCACUGUGGCGCACGGAGAUCAACUCAUGUCAGAGGAUCCAUGACUCACUGUGCCAAGGCAUCCGUAGGUUCAGACAGAGUCAGCGAAUCCUGGAGAAACCAUUUUACCUUGUGAAGGAGUUAGAAAGUCUAGAGCCGCUUGUAGAGAUGGGACUCAUGGACAGCCUGAGGAUGAUAUAGAAACUCUGGGGCAGCCUAUGGAGGAGAUGAGACUACUGGGGCAGCCUAUGGAGAUGAGACUCUUGGGGCAGCCUAUGGAGGAGAUUCAAUUAUUGUCAAUUAUUUGACAUAAAACAUGUCACAUACUGUACCCAACAGAUGUUGAAUUAUAUUAUUUGUGUGCAUGUAUUAGCAAAAAUGCUCAAGCUCUAUUAAGUCUUUGAAUUUCACCAAGUUGGCAUUGCCAUUGGUUAAUUCACUGCGUAAUAUGUUAAUUGCUUUUUCAUGAAAAAUCCCUGUCUCUAGGUUUUUGCGACUGGACCUGGCAUUCAAGCAUGGUGCUGUUGCUGUUAGCAUAUGUAUGGGCUGAGAAGAACAUUUCUACAUUUGAAAACGUAGAAGUCAGGACACCUGCCGUUUGGACUCACUUCCUGUACGACUUAAUUGCUUAACAUGGACAUUUUAAAUGAUUACUGUGAAUGGUUUUAAUAAUGGAUGUGUUAUGAUAAGUUACUUAGAUUUGAGAAUAGAAGAGAACAGAUUUUUGCAUUAAAUGUAUUUAAGAUUAUUAUACGUUUUAUUAAACCUCCCCUUUAUCUGGACGGUGUUCUUGUUGUGGAAUAGUCCAAUCUAAAUAUUCUAAAUGUAUUAUAUAGAACAAACAUGCCUCUCUGACAUGUAGAAUAUGGAAUCCCUAUCUUUCUGCAACAUUACAAGUUGUACCAACUGAACAUAGCUGUUCUACGUCAGAUUCUAGAACCUGUCACUGUAUAUUGAUGUAAUGUAAAAAUUUAAAAAAGUUUCAAGAGUUUAAUCCACGUUAUAUUGUUGAGAAAAUCUAAUUGGCCUAAGUAGUUAUUUCAGCGUGGUUAUUCUACUUCUGAAUUGUAUAGGCAUGUACUGCCCUCUAGUGCAUUUUACUCAUGUGACAUGUCUUGCUGUUAUAGAUUGCUACUCACUUAAAUUAAGAUAUGUGCUGAUAAAAGUGCAUUCUUUUCUACAUUAGCAAUGUUUAAAUAUCCAUACAGAGUUGAAUUACAGAACUCCAGAGAUUUUCAGAAACAGUGGUACCCUCACCGCUUACAGUAGAUUAAUGUAGCCCUACAACUAUUUUGAUUUACAACUUUCUAAUUUGAAAAUGCUAAAAUAGCUGGAAUACACCUGCUAUGAUUUAGCAGAUUCACUUGUGCAGAAAUCUAUUAACCAGAUCGAUCUUUCAUAUGGUGUCAUUUUCAGACCAGGUGUGGCCAACAUUUUGAUAUAAACUGGCCGUUGAGUGUACAGGUACACCCAUCGAGUACGGGGGAAUUCUACACGGUGUUGGAAACGUUCCACAGGGUUGUUGGUCGAUAUUGACGUAAUGGCAUYACGCAGUUGCUGCAGAUUGGACGGCAGUACAUUCAUGCAGCGAACAGCCCGUUCCAUCUCAUCCCAAAUAUGCUCUAUUGGGUAGAGGUCUGAGGACUGCGCAGACCACUCAAGUAAACUGAACUCGCUGUCAUGCUCCAGUCAAUGUUUUCCACUCAGUUGUCCAGUGUUGGUGAUCGUGUGCUCAUUGGAGCCGCUCCUUCUUGUUUUUAGCUGAUAGGAGUGGAACCCGUUGAGGUCGUCUGCGAUAUGUCCAAUAGCAUAUCCGUGACAAGGAUCGACGAGUUGUGCGUUCCAAGAUGGCGUUCUGCACACCACUGCGCMGUUAUUUGCCUGCUUGUGGCCUGCCUGUUAGCUUGCACGAUUCUUGUCAUUCUCCUUCGACCUCUCUCAUCAACAAGCUGUUUUCACCCACAGGCCUGCCGCGGACUGGAUGUUUGUUAUUUGUCACACACUGAGAAGUAAACCCUAGACAGUGUCAUGUGUGAAACGCCCAGGAGGGCAGACAAUUCUAAACAUACUGGAUCCGGCGAGCCUGGUACCGACGAUCAUACCACGCUCAAAGUCUCUUAGGUCACUUGUUUUGUCCAUUCUAACGUUCAAUCAAACGGUAACUGAAACCCUCGAUGCCUGUCUGUCUGUCUGCUUUAUAUAGCAAGCCGCGGCCACGUGCUUCACUGUGUGUAGGAGCGAUCCAUUUUCAUGAACCUAAUAAACUGUCCAGUAUUUA